Molecule: messenger RNA, 2118 nt
Organism: Lactuca saligna
Lineage: Eukaryota; Viridiplantae; Streptophyta; Magnoliopsida; Asterales; Asteraceae
Source: the annotation of a GenBank genome assembly
AUGUCAUCUUCAGAUGUAAACCUAGAAAAAUACAGAAUUCCACUCGAGGAGAUCCUUCUUGUCACAAGAGACUUCAGUCCAGAAACUCUCAUCGGAGAUGGUGGAUUCGGUAUGGUACACAAAGGAGAACUCUCUAAAGACGGGCAAACACACACAGUAGCCAUCAAACGUCUCAAUAAAGAUGGUUAUCAAGGAAACAACGAGUUUCGUAAUGAACUUAAGAUGGUUUCCAGUUUCCAUCAUCCAAACAUCAUCACUUUCAUUGGCUACUGUGACGAGGCCAAUGAGAUGAUCCUAGUUUACGAAUAUGCAAAGAAUGGAAGCCUUGAUCAUCAUCUCCAAAAGCCAGAAAAGAUGCGUAGCUUAACAUGGGCACAACGUUUAAAGAUUUGCUUAGGUGCAGCAAAAGGGCUCGAGUAUCUUCACUCAGGUCUUGGGGAGCACAAUAGAGUAAUUCACAGAGAUGUGAAGAGUGGAAAUAUUCUAUUAGAUGAGAAUCUUGAAGCCAAAAUCUGUGAUUUUGGUUUGUCAAAAUUUGGUGCAAGAAAUCAGGAAGAUACUCAAGUUCACACAAAGGUUGCGGGUACAAGGUAUUACAUGGAUCCACUUUACGCUGAAAGAAGCAGACUUAAGAAAGAGUCAGACGUGUACUCAUUUGGAGUGGUUAUGUUUGAAAUGUCGAGUGGGACAUUGGUAUUUCAUCCAAAGUACUUUGGAGAUAAUAUUAACCCACAAUUUCUCCUUGAUGUGGUCCGAAGCUGCUAUGAUGAUGACAAAAAGGCUACUGGAGCAGAUAAAUUAAUUGAUCCUCUUGUAGGAGAUCAUAUUGAUAUGAAGUCUUUUCAUGUAUUUAACAAAAUUGCACAUGAGUGCAUUAGCCUGAAGUUAGAGGAACGACCGACGAUGGAUCGGAUCAUCCGGAGGAUUCAGCGAGCACUUCAUAUUACUCAAUUAAACGACCACGAAUUAGCAUCCACCAUUACCACACGAAGCUUGGAAAGUUUUCUAAUUCCACUGGAGGAUAUCAACUUGGCAACCAAAAACUUCAAUCACGAAACACUUAUUCGGGACUUUUAUUAUGGUGCAGUCCACCGAGGACAGCUCAUUAGCCGAUGGCAAAACCAGACCAUGGCCAUUACCCGUUUUUAUCCAAAAAACUUCCACACCGAGGACCAAUUCUAUAAGGAGCUUCGGAUAAUUUCCAGUUUUCACCAUCAAAAUAUCUCCACUUUCAUUGGUUAUUGUGACGAAUCCAAUGAGAGAAUUAUAGUUCAUGAACAUGCAUUCAACGGAAGCCUUGCAAAUUAUAUCAAAAACUUUAGGACGACGUGUAACCUAACAUGGGCACAACGCCUGAAGAUUUGCAUAGGAGCAGCAAGAGGACUCCAGUCCCUUCAAUUGGCUCUUGGGGAAGAUAACGAAGCAACUCAAGGGAACAUUAACUGCGAAAACAUACUGUUAGAUGAAACUAUGGAAGCCAAAGUUUCUUUUUUUGGUUUCUCAAAACAAGGCCCACCAGAGAGGGGACACGACCGGAACAUAGGAGACAUAUCUAAACUAUAUAAAUCAAACAUGUACUCAUUUGGCACAAUAAUGUAUGAAAUAUUGAGCGGAUACCGUGCUAUUGAACUGCUAAACUUUGGUCAACCAGGGAAGCUAAUGGAUGCAUUUCAGGAGUAUUACCAGAACAAUGAACUCGACCAAUUCAUUGAUUGGGGUAUAAGAAAUGAAAUUGAUAGCCGCUGUUUGAAUAUAUUUAAAGAAAUUGCAUAUCAAUGCAUAAUGAGAGACAAUCAGAAGCCACGAACUAUAAUAGCCUCACAUCAAAGGAUGCGUCCACGUCCGCAUGCAAUCUUUACCAUGGACUAUGUCGUUGAGAGGCUUGAGGAUGCAGGAGAUUUCCAAGGAAUUGAAAUGUAAAUGGCUAAAAAGUGAUGACACAUGGUUAUUGUCGAUGGUUAAGAUGGAGGUUCAUCAUUUUGUCCUAGCCAUAUACAUUUAUUUCAUGUUGUUUAUCUUCUUUAUGAUUAUUCUCAUUUGAACACAUGUUUUUUUUUCUUUUCAUCAGAUUGUAUCUAUGUAAUUGUUCAUACCCAUAUACAUUUAUUUUAUGAUGGC